Molecule: messenger RNA, 402 nt
Organism: Brassica napus (rape)
Lineage: Eukaryota; Viridiplantae; Streptophyta; Magnoliopsida; Brassicales; Brassicaceae
Exons: 1
Coding region: 1-402 (133 amino acids)
Source: RefSeq, a predicted model, not a curated record
AUGUGGGUAGCUAACUAUGAUAGAUUACCAACCCGUUGUCGCCUUGCUGCUUGGGAUACAAGCAUUGUCAAAACGUGCUUGUUAUGUGGACACUAUGAUGAAAGCAGAGACCACCUUUUCCUAAGGUGCUCUUUCAGCGAACAUAUAUGGAAGGAGAUCACUGUACGUCUCGGCUACAGACCGUUCUACUUCCACACCUGGACUGCUCUUAUUGCCUGGCUCGAUGUUGGAGACACAACGAGCCCUCUCACUCUCAGACGUCUUGUUGCUCAGGCCACCAUAUAUAGCUCUCCUUGCCUCUGCAAAGACAUUGACAGACUUCUCAGGAACAUAAUCCUAGCCAGGAAGAACCGCAGCAAAUUCGGUUGCCUAAUGCAAGUAUGGCUCAAGCAUACUGUCUAG